ACCUUUGAGAUCCAAGUUUAUCGUCAAAGCAACCAAACACAUAAAGAGAGAUUCAAUACAAAAGAAAAAGGUUUCAAAAAAAAAAGAUAUGGCAGGACUCAUCAACAAGAUCGGAGAUGCACUCCACAUUGGAGGAGGCAACAAGGAAGGUGAGCACAAGAAGCACGAAGAAGAACACAAGAAACACGUCGAUGAGCACAAGAGUGGCGAGCACAAAGAAGGUAUCGCUGACAAGAUCAAAGACAAGAUCCACGGUGGAGAAGGCAAAAGCCAUGACGGUGAAAAGAAAAAGAAGAAGGACAAGAAGGAGAAGAAACACCAUGGAGAUGGUCACCACAGCAGCAGCAGUGACAGCGACAGCGAUUAAGGUGAGAAAGUGAGAAGGAUCGCUUAAAUAAACCAGAUCUGCUUCUGAGUAUUAUUGAUUAAGUCUGUUCCUAUCCUCUUAGAGACGGGAUUAAAGAAAGGAGAACCGUGCAUCUGUCUUCGUUUGUUGUGUUUUUGUUUUCUUGCCAUGAAAAUAACGCUCAUGUAUCUUAUCUAAAUCUAAAUUAAUAAAUCCAUGUAUCCUAACUUGUUAAGAAGUUUUAUUUUAAGAAA
Messenger RNA from Camelina sativa (false flax), 600 nucleotides. RefSeq names its product dehydrin HIRD11. The record is from RefSeq and is a predicted model, not a curated record. Gene Ontology annotation, molecular function: metal ion binding. NCBI's taxonomy places the organism in Eukaryota, Viridiplantae, Streptophyta, Magnoliopsida, Brassicales, Brassicaceae.